AUGUCGGAUGGGUACACCCAACUCAACCUGAUCGAUAUGUUUCGACGGGUACGAGGUGGAAAUAAUAGCAACAGUAGUCCAGGAGGCAGAGGCAGAGGAAACAGUGAAAAUGGAAGACCACAAGAAUCAGGAUCUCGCGGCAGAGGAGUUGUCAGAAACAGAGACAGCAGAGAUAACUCAUCUUCACGUUACUCAAACAGUCCAGGGUCCGGAUCUCGACAUAGAGGAGGAGGAGGAGGGUCAUCAAGGGGUGGGGGUGGAGGUUAUAGACUCAGAGGAAGUAAUAGAGACCGUGGAGGUGACAGGAAUAAUCGUGGUAGAGGACAUCGUUUGAAUGGCAAUGAAACAGAAGAAGGAGAAGGAGAAGAAGAAGUAUCUGAUGCAAUGGAUGUGGACGUGGGGGUUACCGUUCCCUUCCCUCAGGGCACUUCAACUAUGUUACGUGCAGGUCGGGCGUCUAGCGGUGCACUCAACAAACUCAAUACCGCCCAUGCAGUAAUAAUCCAGGCAGAAUCUCCAAUAGUUUCAACAGCUUUAUUCGGCCAAAAGGCCUUGGGCUAUAUGUACAACGCUGUCGACAUCAAACCUCUCGGACAAAACUACUGUCCGAACUACAGACUUCCCCCAGAAGACCCACAAGCCGGACAGAUCGGUUGUAGGAUCAAAGUAGUAAACCAAGAUACAUUCACCUGCGCGGAGGAAAUGGUCAAGCGCCACAAUUUCGAACAAAGCCAAAUGUUGAUUGCUAGAAACCAGGGUAAUGCCGAACCGGAUCUGCACCCGGUCGACAAUGGAGUUGUAUGUCUCAAUAUGGCCAACGCGCAUAGUAAAGGCGGUGGAUUCACCUCCGGAUCUAGCGCUCAGGAAGAAGCUCUUAUGCAUCGAUCGACUCUGUGGGCAACCCUCGACCAGGCCUUCUACCCUUGGACGGACACAGAAGGAGUAUACUCUCCAUACGUCGCAGUCUAUAAGAAAUACAACCCCGGUGAUCCCGCCAAUCCAGGGGAUGCAGGAUCAUAUACAGCACUAGAAAGAGCCGAAGCAAUCCUCAAUGCAAAGCCGCCUCCAACCAAAGCAAAUCAAAUAGCUUUACCGGGUCCCCCACUCUCAGAGGUCGCGGUCAUCAGCAUCGCUGCAAUUAGCAGACCCGCGACUACCACGGCUGCGGAUGGUACGGAGGAUUACACCGACCCGUACGUCAGAGAUCUGAUGUACUUGAAAGUUCGCCAAAUGCUACGAAUUGCCGCGUUGAAUGGACAUCGUAGGUUGGUCCUUGGCGCUUUGGGUUGUGGAGCUUUCCGCAAUCCUAAGCAAAGGGUGGCGGAGAUAUUUUUGUCCGUGCUUCAGGAAGCUGAGUUCCAGGGUGGAUGGUGGAAGGAGAUUACAUUUGCGUGUUUUGAUAGGGAUACCAGUCCAGCAUCUAACCCUUAUAUAUUUGGGAAAGUUCUAGGUGGACAGGUUGUUUGA
Orbilia oligospora ATCC 24927 is the source of this 1467-nucleotide messenger RNA. RefSeq lists its product as uncharacterized. The record is from RefSeq and is a predicted model, not a curated record. NCBI's taxonomy places the organism in Eukaryota, Fungi, Ascomycota, Orbiliomycetes, Orbiliales, Orbiliaceae. The transcript is spliced from 3 exons. Bases 1 to 1467 code for a protein of 488 amino acids.